CGCCCGCGCUAUGUGGGCUGCGUCUGCCGCCUGGGCCUACUUUUGGUAAGUGUGCUGCGUUGGCGGGCUGGGCCUGCUUUUGGUAGGUGUGUUGUGCAGUCGGGCUGGGUCUGUUUGAAUUGAUUUUUCAGAAGUUUAUUCAACCUGAAAAUUGUAUAAAUGUAACGUAUCCAUUUUUUCCCUGAAAAUGUAUCGUAUCCAGCUUUGAAAAAAUAAAAAAUUGGGCCUCUUUGGGGAUUUAGGGUUUUACUAUCUCAGCCUUUUAGGGUUCUCCCACCCCAGCUCAUUGCUGCCUCAUUGUAAAAUUAGUCUUUUGGGUGAUUCAGACGGCAACCAAUUAAGAAGGAAGAAGAACUCACCAGCUCAAGCUAAGGAAGAAGGAAGAAGAACUCACCAGCUCAAGAUAUGCCAAAGGGUCGUAAAAACCAGCGUAAUCGUAAUGCUGAAAUCCAACUGGCUGUUGGUGGGGAUGGUGCUGUUAUAGGAGCGGCUGGUGAGAAUGCAGUUGUUGAUGGAAAUGCAGUUAACCAACAUAGAUCGGUAACUCAGAUUAUAGGAAGUUUGAUAAUGCAUAUUGCGGGUCUUGGAAUUAUUUUGGGUUUAAUGGUAUGCAUGUUUCAAAAAUUUAAGGGAUUUGAUAGGGUAGAUGCAUUUUAUGCAGCAAUUGUCACCAUAACCACUGUUGGUUAUGGUGACAAAACUCCAAGUUCUGAAGAAAAUGGUAUACUGAUAGAUGAGAUGCUUCAAACGUGCUUUCUAAUUGCUCUUAGGUAUUUGGUUUUUCAUACAACUUUGGGAGGAAUGGUAGAUGAUGUAUGUGAUCUAGCUUGUCAUUGGAAUUGGGUAGAAACACACAAGAGUACUAUUGGAAUUGUUUUAUCAGUUGGGUCAUUCUUAAUUUUUAUUGGUGGAGGAGCUUUUGUCAUUAGCAGUCUUGAAGGUAAGAGUUGGAAGAGUAGUUUAUAUCACUCGAUGGCCUCCAUUAGCACAGUGGGUUAUGGUGAUGAAGUUUUCUCUUCAAACAAAGGGAAAAUUUUUGCAAUUAUAUGGCUGCUUUUGGGUGUUCCAAUAUGUGAAAAGAGCGUGGGAUUCUUGCACCAAUUGUUGGUGAAAUGGAGGACUGUAUUGUCAUCUUUCAUUGGAGGUGUAGUUUGCACACUGGUAACUUUUGUUGCCAAUGCCUUUUGCAUAGUUCUACAGCUAGUUGUUAAUCAAUUUUUCACAGUGCUGGACAUGGUGGGGGCCAAACUUUGGGAUUGGUAUGCUAACUCUCCGGAAUGAGCAAAUUGCUCCAGAUGCAGCAAGGGGAGGAGCAUCAAGCAGAUCAUUUUGGUUGAGAAUUGAUGGUAUUGAAGCGACUUUGGAGCGAUUUGGAGCACAGAAUUGAUGGUAUUGAAGCAACUUUAGAGCGAUUGGAUCACCAAAGUUCCUCACACUUGAGUUGAUUUCGUUCACUGGAUAUUUAGCUUAGGGCUUCUUAUCGCUUGUAGUGACUGUAGACUCUAUGGUAGUUUGUCAUUUUGGAUCUUGGGUUUGUAGCUUGAGAGAUAUUGCUACUCUUCUGAUGAAUUUGGUACUCCUUGAUCUUGUGAAUUAGGUUCAUGCUUAUGUUGGUCUAUCUUUGUGGAUGUUUUGAAUGACAACUUCGUUGUU
Prunus avium (sweet cherry) is the source of this 1653-nucleotide messenger RNA. RefSeq names its product two-pore potassium channel 4. Gene Ontology annotation, molecular function: outward rectifier potassium channel activity; potassium ion leak channel activity. NCBI's taxonomy places the organism in Eukaryota, Viridiplantae, Streptophyta, Magnoliopsida, Rosales, Rosaceae. The record is from RefSeq and is a predicted model, not a curated record. Gene Ontology annotation, cellular component: plasma membrane; plant-type vacuole membrane. Gene Ontology annotation, biological process: potassium ion transmembrane transport; stabilization of membrane potential.